Soboliphyme baturini is the source of this 1492-nucleotide messenger RNA. The record is from the annotation of a GenBank genome assembly. Lineage: Eukaryota; Metazoa; Nematoda; Enoplea; Dioctophymatida; Soboliphymatidae.
CUGGAUCAUAUGUGUGUCUCGAGCCUAGGCUUGUGUUUGAUCGUGCUUUCUUAAAUAAUUAUGCUGUAUUUUUUUUAUUGUUUCAGUUGUGGUUCAGGAGCUGGACGGAUCGUUCUCUCAUACAUUGCAGAUCGACGACGUAGUGUCAAAGCACGACAUCCAGUGUCAUUCGAAAGCGCGGCGUCAGCGGAAACGGAAGAUACCAUUGUGGACUGGCGAAGAGGUGGAUAUGGAUUUGAGCGCGCUCGAUCCGGACAGUCCGGUACUGUGGUUGUGGCUCGAUCCGGACAUGGUAACCAUCAGCAGCAUCGACGUGCAGCAGCCGGAUUAUCAGUGGCAGUACCAGGUAAGGUAUGAGCGCAACGUGAUCGCUCAGCUGGAGGCCCUGCACGUACUGCCGAAUUUCUGCAGUCUGCAGACGCACGUCGCUAUUCUGGACGUGAUCGAAAAUGAACAGUACUAUUACCGAGUGCGCUGUGCGGCGUGUCAUUGUUUGGCAAAGGUGGCGAAUAAGCUUAUCACGGCACUGACCGGUCCCCCAGCACUGAUUCUGCUGUUCCGCAAGAUGUUUGGCAGUAAGAGUUGCGCUACUAUCCCGCGGCAGAAUAACUUUUCUAACCUACAGCAGUAUUUCGUUAUGUUGGCGAUCAUUUCGUCGAUCGCCGAACUACGUGGCCCGAAUGGAAAGUGCCUGAUGGAUACUUGCAUCUUUCUGUUAGACCUGCUCAAGUACAACGACAACUCUCAGAACAAGUACUCAGACGACUGCUACCGGGCGACGCUGGUCGACGCACUCGGCAGGGUGGUGGGCAUGCCUGAAUCCGCUUCGUUCCUGCACUUUUUCCAGUCACCGACCGCUUCCGCCUCAGAUCUCUUCGAGGGUGGCGCUGGCGGUGUACCGGAAGUGGCCAGUAAUCUGGUCCGCCGCAUGCUCAACACUUUACUGACACAACUCUCAUUGGACGUCUUGCGGCCGUCCUACGGUCGUGUGGUCACUUGGAAGUGUUUGGAGGCGCUGAUGCAGUUCUACAUCAGCCGUGUGAUCACGUGUGACUUUGAAAUAUGGCUGAAGUUUGCCGCAUGCGGCAACUUCUCUGCCACGCGCGUGCGGGCGGCUGGAUGCCUGGUGAGGUUGCUGAAGGUGACCAAAGACGUUGGACUGUUCUCGAAACUUCUUGACCUGCUCGACGACAAACACGACACUGCUUUUCGUUACCGGGUCAUCCGGUUGCUCUGCGACCAUCCACCGUUCACACCCAAGGAGCGAGUCGGCAAUCCGCUUUACUGCAAAGAUACUUUCGACCGACUGUGCUCCAUGUUCAUCGACAUCGGCCCGUUCGCUGAUUUUUGGUUCCAUGGCGCGCUGCUUGAUUUCAUCUUUCUGACCUUCGAUCGAGAUCGACAGCUGUUCCUGAACCUCACCAGUAUCCACCCUCCUGAAGCGAUGUUGAAUAGAAGUGCGAUUGCAGUCACAAACGAGUCGACAUUAUAA